AACAACGAAAUUAUCUUUUACCUUAAGUACCCCCUUUUACUCAUCCUAGAAAAUUAAUAUCAAAAUGGAAUCCCAGCUUUCUAAAGACGAAUCGGAGUUAUAUUAUUAUCUAAAAAUUUAAUCAAGAAUCAUGGACAUUCUCAAAUCAAAAAAUCCUUAAAAGCGCUGACGAAAUGGAUUAGUAAAAAUAUAGACCCAGUCCCAGAAACAUUAAACUGUCAAGAGUGGGACAAAAUUGGCAAAAUUUUGUGGAUGGCAAGUAAUAAUGGAGAUAAGAAAGCUUCAAAAUCUCUGAUAAUAUAGACAUUAAUCCUUAACAUAUUACAACUAAAAAACCAGGAAGAAAAACAAGAAUCGCAAUUUGAAAUAAUGGAAAAUAAAAAUCCAAGUCCAUGUAAUGCUUUCCCAGAUGACUCACAAAGUAAAAAUCAAAAUGGAGUCAUCUUUAGCCCCUCACGAAAAGGCGGGCUUUUUACAGACACACAAGAUGACGAGCUUGACACUAGUUCUCAAAAUAGCAUUAAGAUCACUACUGCAUGUAACCCUUCGCAAAAUGGCACCCCUGCUAACUCCCAAGAUGGCAUUUUAACUACACAAACAUCACCUAACACCAUGGCAACGCCUGUCCCUAGUAACACCCUAACGACGCCCAUUUUUGGCCACCCUCCGGUGACAUCAUCUUCUGGGGUGACUGACAUAAACAUCAGUCAAGGUGGCAACACCCAUGGCACUUCCGGCCUGCUAAAAAUAAACACCCACCAAGAUAGCAGCGUCCAUGAAAAUCAUAUUACUACUUUAACCCCUAUGAUAAAAACCAAUAAGCAGCAUGCAGAAUCCAACCUAGCCAUCAGCAAUUCUUCUCAUCAGUUCUUCAAAAAAAGUGUAAAACAUCGUGAAGAUAAACAAACUAUUAUAGAAUCAGAAAAUACAUCUACCAGUGUGUUAGAAGAUAAAAUGUUUUAUAUUUCUAAUGUAUGUUCACUAGUAGAAAGUAGUGAAUUUUAUAAUCAGGAAAUAGCAACCAUCUUCAAGUCAGAGUUUAAAACAUAUGCACUGGGAAAAAAUGAAUCUGAUACAAAAGAAAAGAAUCAAGGUAUAGUAACAACAACAUACAAUACACAGGGCAUACAAGACUCAAACCUCCAACCAAAGGAAACAAUAACAUCCACAGACACAGUGAAGCAAGCACAACUCAUAGAAGUAUUGAAGAAGGAGGUGAGAGCCAUACUGAUAACUGCCAAGGAGGGCUUAACGCCAGCAGAGCUGGAAGAGCAGUACAUAACCAUGAUCCACAAACCACUGCCCCUCGAAGACCUAGGCUUCCAGUCCACCCUAGAGCUGGUGACACACAUGCCUGAAGUUGUCCAAGUUUAUUCUUAUAAGAAUGGCACUGUUAUCCUCAAAGCCAUCAUAGAUGACACCGCCAAAGACAUUGCCAAACCAGUUGCCUGUCAAAAGGGAAGAACAUGCAAGAGAACUCCUCCAAAGGCAAAUGCUCCUUCUCCCUCUAAAAGCUUUAAAAAUCCACAGCGUUCCCCUUACGCAAGAUCUCAAAGACCCAAAAACCAAAAGACUGAACAAAUUGUUAUAAUUACAAGCACAGUCCCCGACAAUCAAGGACUGUUAUAUGUAGAAGAAAUGUCAUAUCAUGAUGAUUAUGGAAAUCUCUACAAACGAAUCAAACAAAAACAUUUAUGAAUGAAGUCUGAGUGUAGCAGCUGCUUUUUUAGUUUGAUUUUGAAAAUGAAUAUGUUCUCAUAUAUUUUAGUAAGUAUUUCUUAUGUACCUUCAUGUGUUAUUUUUAUGUUUAAUAAUGAUUUACUUUAUUAUUAAUAUAUGUAUUGAGUUUUAUUAUUAAAGAAAAAAGAACAACAUCAUAACGAAGAAUAUAACAACUUAAGAAAACAAGGACUGCCUACAAAUUUCUGUAACAACUAGAACAAUAACAUUUCCCUGAAUCC
Molecule: messenger RNA, 1961 nt
Organism: Chiroxiphia lanceolata (lance-tailed manakin)
Lineage: Eukaryota; Metazoa; Chordata; Aves; Passeriformes; Pipridae
Exons: 2
Coding region: 370-1698 (442 amino acids)
Cellular component (GO): nucleus
Molecular function (GO): histone methyltransferase binding
Source: RefSeq, a predicted model, not a curated record